Megalobrama amblycephala (Wuchang bream) is the source of this 788-nucleotide messenger RNA. RefSeq names its product cystatin C (amyloid angiopathy and cerebral hemorrhage) (gene cst3). The record is from RefSeq and is a predicted model, not a curated record. The transcript has 3 exons. Lineage: Eukaryota; Metazoa; Chordata; Actinopteri; Cypriniformes; Xenocyprididae. Bases 96 to 485 code for a protein of 129 amino acids. Gene Ontology annotation, molecular function: cysteine-type endopeptidase inhibitor activity.
GUUUAUAUAAUCUCAGGCAGCGUAUUUGGAUCCACCCAGACUUCUCGACAUCAGGAAGAAUCAAAACAGACCGAGUCAAUUAAUACAGCUUAAAUAUGUAUCUUAAGAUGAUUGUGCCGUUUUUGGCGGUGAUUUUGGCCGUGGCGAGCGCUGGGCUGGUUGGAGGUCCUGUGGAUGCAGACAUGAGCGAGGAAGGAGCUCAAAGUGCGUUACAGUUCGCGAUGGCCCAGUACAACAGACAAAGCAAUGAUGCGUUUGUGAGUCAGGUUUCCGAAGUCAUCAAGGUUCAAAAACAAGUUGUCUCUGGCCUGAAAUACAUCUUCACUGUGAAAGUGGGCAGAACCUCCUGCAGAAAGGAUGGAGUUGAAACCCUCUGUGCCAUUCAUGAGGACCCCACUGUUGCACGGGUCACUACGUGCAAAAUAGAGGUCUGGAGCCAGCCAUGGCUGAAAUCAAUUAAAGUCCUGAAAAACACCUGCAUGUAGAGCAUAUUUCUAGUGCAUUUUGGGGGUUUUAACAUUCAUGAUGCAAUAAAAUUUACUUGUUAUUGCUAAUUAUGGUGAACUAGAAUUCUUUACUAUUGAUAAAAUAAGAAUUUUAUUUGUCAUGAUAACAUUUGAUGUCAACAACAAAUCAUGAUAUAAGAAUGCUUUACUAACACAAUAAUCAUGUAAUCACAUUAGACAAAAUUGCUCUGAAAAAGUCUGAUUUGUAAGAAUUUCUGAAUAAUAAACCGCAUGUUCUGAUAUUUGUUCAUCCUUUACUUAUUAAAACAUGGUUGAAUGAGA